This is a messenger RNA of Cucumis melo (muskmelon), 1196 nucleotides long. Its product is annotated as MADS-box protein AGL42-like. The transcript has 7 exons. Lineage: Eukaryota; Viridiplantae; Streptophyta; Magnoliopsida; Cucurbitales; Cucurbitaceae. Gene Ontology annotation, biological process: positive regulation of transcription by RNA polymerase II. The record is from RefSeq and is a predicted model, not a curated record. Bases 450 to 1046 code for a protein of 198 amino acids. Gene Ontology annotation, molecular function: DNA-binding transcription factor activity, RNA polymerase II-specific; protein dimerization activity; RNA polymerase II cis-regulatory region sequence-specific DNA binding. Gene Ontology annotation, cellular component: nucleus.
AUUUCUUUUUUUGGGAAAGUCUUUCCUUUUUUGUGUGUGGUUUAGAGGAAAUGGUAGAGGACAAAGGGAAUAUAAAUUAGUGUAUAAAUGGAAGAGGAAAUAUAAUAAAGAAAGGCAUUCUCACUUCAAAUAAUCAACCAAUAUCCCUCCUCUGUCUAAAAACCGUUCUAGGGUUUUUAUAAUUUUCUUCCAUUUUCCUUUUAUCCCAUUUUCCCCCUUCUGUUUUUGGCUCAAAAUCACUUCUUUUCGUGUUGGGGGGCCUUUUUUUUUCUUCUGGGUUUUGAGUUUUUAAAACCAUUUUUGUUGCCUUUUAUAGUUAUUUCUUCCGUCCCUUGUUUGGUAUAGAUGUAUGCAUAAAUCGAUCCAUUAUAGUUUUUUAGAUUUUGAUCUGUGAAUUUAAAAAGUUGAAAAAGAUAAAAAAAAAAAAGAAGGUAAUAAUAAAAUAGAAAAUGGUGAGAGGAAAAGUAGAAAUGAAAAGGAUAGAAAAUGCAACAAGUAGACAAGUAACAUUCUCAAAGCGUAGAAAUGGAGUAUUGAAGAAGGCUUAUGAACUAUCUGUGCUGUGUGAUGCUGAAGUUGCUGUCAUUAUUUUCUCACAGAAAGGCCGUCUCUAUGAAUUUGCAAGCUCUGAGAUGCCAAAGAUUAUGGACCGCUAUCGCAAAUGUACCAUAGAUGCCAACAACAAUAACACUAAAUUUGAUAGACAACUUCAGUUACAGCAAUCAAGGCUUGAAGCUGAAAGCAUUAAUAAGAAGAUGGAGUUGAUGCAACUUUCUCACGGGAAGCUGUUGGGAUAUGGACUGGAUAAUUGUUCCCUUGAUGAACUUCAAGUACUUGAUGCUCAGCUUCAACGAAGCCUCUUCCAAAUUAGGGCUAGAAAGGCUCAGCUAUACAAGGAGCAGAUACAACAACUACAAGAAAAGGAAAAACUCCUUUGGGAAGAAAACAGGAUUUUGUCUUUAAAGGCUGCAGCUAAAGGUGGUGCCGCAACGCACGGCUGCCGGAGUAGCAGCUCAAGUUUGGUAGACACCCAAUUGUCAAUUUGAUCGUACGUGUGCAUGCCAUAAUAUAUUCAAUGUUACCCAUACAUAAAGAUAAAAAGAGUUUCAUGUGUAGUUUAUAAUUCAUUUUAUUUUCCUUGUAACUCCGAUCUUUAAUUAUUCAUGUCACCAAUGGAUAUUUGUGUGUUUGCAUUA